Messenger RNA from Drosophila ficusphila, 1331 nucleotides. RefSeq names its product zinc carboxypeptidase A 1. Bases 24 to 1295 code for a protein of 423 amino acids. NCBI's taxonomy places the organism in Eukaryota, Metazoa, Arthropoda, Insecta, Diptera, Drosophilidae. The record is from RefSeq and is a predicted model, not a curated record. The transcript has a single exon. Gene Ontology annotation, molecular function: metallocarboxypeptidase activity; zinc ion binding. Gene Ontology annotation, biological process: proteolysis.
AAUGGCUCAAACCAACGACAACCAUGUCGCUGACCAAGUGCCUCGUUUUCGCCCUUCUGGCCAUCGCCUCCGUGAGUGCGGAGAAGGUUCGCUAUGACAACUACCGGAUGUACAAGGUGGCCUCGGAGAACGCCAAGCAACUGUCGGUGCUGAAGGAGCUGGAGGGAUCCAGCGACUCUAUCCUCUUCAUGGACGGAGUUCACCUGGUCGGUGCCGACGUCCAGAUCGUGGUGGCCCCGCACAAGGUGCCCGACUUCCUGGAGAUCCUCGGCAAGGCCGAGAUCAAGUACCAGCUGGUGUCGAGCGAUCUGCAAAAGUCCAUGGACGAGGUCGACGAGAAGGUGGCCAUCAAGGGACGUGCCACCAGGGCCAGCUACAAUUGGGCUGAAUACUACGAGCUGGACGACACCUACUCGUGGCUUCAGACCCUUGCCAACCAGUACCCCGGAGUGGUGACCCUGAUCGAGGGUGGAAAGACCUACCAGGGUCGCUCGAUCCUGGGUGUUCGGAUCACCAAGGGAGGCAGCAACAAGCCGGGUAUCUUCCUGGAGGCCGGUAUCCAUGCCCGCGAGUGGAUCGCCCCUGCCGCUGCCACCUACAUCAUCAACCAACUGCUGACCUCCGAGGAUGAGGCCAUCAAGCAGCUGGCCGAGAAUUACACCUGGUACGUCCUGCCCCAUGCCAAUCCCGAUGGCUUCGUCUACACCCACACCACCGAUCGUCUGUGGCGCAAGACCCGCACUCCCUACGGCAGCUGCUUCGGAGCCGAUCCCAACCGGAACUGGGCCUUCCACUGGAACGAGGUGGGUGCCAGCAGCAGCGCCUGCUCGGACACCUAUGCCGGUCCGUCGGCCUUCUCCGAGAUCGAGACUUUCUCCCUCUCCAAGUACAUCGAAUCGCUGAAGGGCAAGAUCCAGCUGUACAUUUCCCUGCACGCCUACUCGCAGUAUCUGCUGUAUCCCUACGGACACACCGCCGAUCUGCCCGACAACGUGGCCGACUUCAAGCAGGUCUUCGAUGCCUCCAUUGCCGCCGUGAGCAAGAAAUUCGGAACCAAGUACACCGGAGGAAACAUCUACGAUGCCAUCUACCCCGCGGCUGGAGCCAGUGUGGACUGGGCCUACGGAACCCAGGAUGUGCGCAUGUCCUUCUGCUACGAGCUGCGUCCCUCGUCCACCUCCUACCUCACCGGAUUCAGGCUACCCGCCGAGCAGAUCGUCCCCGCCAGCCAGGAGCUGCUCGACUCCAUCGUGGCCAUGGCCGCCGAGGUCAAGAGCCUGGGCUACUUCGACUAAGCGAACCUCUAAUAAAGUACUCACAGUUUAACCGCA